Aspergillus welwitschiae is the source of this 1116-nucleotide messenger RNA. RefSeq lists its product as uncharacterized. The record is from RefSeq and is a predicted model, not a curated record. NCBI's taxonomy places the organism in Eukaryota, Fungi, Ascomycota, Eurotiomycetes, Eurotiales, Aspergillaceae. Bases 551 to 922 code for a protein of 123 amino acids. The transcript has a single exon.
GGUUUCUUCCCAGCAAUGAAGGUCGAACAACUAUAUAGCCGCCCAGCUAGCCCGGGGCUUAAGGGUUCUUCCUCUUUUUUUGACACACAAUUUGUUUUGGGCUUUGCUGGGUUUUUGUUUUCGUUCUAUUUUCAUCCUUGAGUAGUUCGUUUGGCUGGUCCAGGCGACUAUCUGUUUUCAACUUCUUGUUUGGCACGUCAUCGAGUAAUAAUAGUAUCAUUUACACGCCUGCCUUCUCGGAAACACUCUGUUGAUCAAAGUGUUCUUCCUUGAUAAUCUUGUGCUGCUGCUCCCUGCGCCUGUUCUCUACUUUAUUCUUCCACCCAAAGAACAAGACAUCCUUUUGCAUUCAAUCAUCUUUCCAACCCAUCAGUGUCAGUCAAUAUGAUCGCUCGCAACGCAAGGCCGAAGCUUUCACUGUGCACCUCUGCUGCGCAAAGUACUUCUCGUCAGCCGUUGUCCCUCAAGUCUCCUAGCGCGAUCCCGCGUACUCCGAUUUCCCCUGCCAGCCCGAGUGCAAAGCGGUUCUCGUCUUUUCAAGUCCCAAGCUAUGCCUACAGCAACUCGUGCUCGUCCAAGAGUAUUCUCAAGAAACAUUCGGGCGCUUCGAGCCAUGCAGAAAAGCGGAUUAAGUUCAAAGGCACUCCCACUGUCCACUGUGUCACGCCCAUCGAGAAUCCCGAGGAGUACUAUGGCACUUACACCAAGUUGUCGCGCGAGGAGCGACGUUGGAUGGUUCGUGAAUGAAGACGAGGCUGAUGUCGCUACAACCAACACUACGGCGAAAGGCAGAUCAGUGGGGAUGCUGGGCCAGAAAUCCGAAGAGCCUUCUGACGCGCCACGGUUUCUGCGCCCUCCCCGUUCCGACUCGGUUCUGAUACAGCCGAUCCGGUAUCUGGAGCGCAACGACAGCUCAGGGUAGGUCUGACGGCGCGAAACAUCGAAUGACCUGGAGCGCAGCCGAAACACUGGGAUGGAUGCAUCUGGUGGAAUGAGGAUAGACUCAGCGUGUAUAUGAUACCUGUUAUGUUCAUGAUGUGAUGAUACGGUCCGGCGUUAUGUACUUAGUAUAGGGCCUAUCUUGGGCUAAACCCAACGACGAUCGUUAUGGCUCCA